AAUAUUGGCAUCACAGUGGAUAGAGGAAAAGGAGAUACUCACCACGGUUAUCGCUUCUGACAGUUGUUCAGCUCUAUCCAGCAUUCGACCAGGAAGGUCGUCAUUUAUCUUUACCAGAGGAGGUCAGAUGUGUUGAGGAGUCAUGGAGAACACAUGCAGCCAGUACCUGUUCCUCUUCCUACUCUCUCUCUCCACCAGCCCACCACCGCCUGUUGAGGCCUCCAUAGACCGCCUCAGAUGGGUCCAUCGUCACUCGAUCCUAAAGCAGUGGUGGCCCGCCAAUCGCUACUGCAAGUCUCACUAUGGUGGUAACAGCACGCUAGCCAACGCAAGGAAUGAUCUUGAUCUACCAUAUUUCUCAGAGAUUUGUGGCGGUUCGGAUGUGAGAUGCUGGGUCGGACUCCGUUAUUGGGGGAUAAAUGGUGUGUGGAGGUGGGAAAACGGCCAGCGAAACUCCCUGCCUUUCCAGCUCUUGUAUCAUUGGUAUGACAAUGGAUGUGGUGGCAUCCAUCAGGGCAGGCUGAUCGACAGACAUUGUAGUAAUACAUUUUGGUUUCUUUGUGAGCAUAACCUGGUAUUGGAGGAGGAGAAGACGUGGGAGGAGGCUCUCGACCACUGCAGGGCUCUUGAACCGGACGCAUCGGAUCUCCUCAGCUUCCACGACGAGGAGGAAUUGUCCCACGUCCAGGAGGAGAUGACCCGGGCCCAGACGGAGGAGGUGUGGGUCGGUCUGCGCUGGCUGGCGGGCCGCUGGCUGUGGAUGGACCGGAACGCCGGUGGCGUUAUUACCUUGCCCGAGUGUCCCGCCAACGGGAACCACUGUGGGACUCUGUCUGGGGGAGGCAUGCAGGCCAGGAACUGUUUGGAGAAGAGGAGGUUCUUCUGUCGGAAAUUACCCCCAGUUUGAUCCUGGCAACCUCAACUGAAUACUUAGUUACGAUAGUGAUUCAACGACGUUGCUGAAAAUGUUGAAAGGUUCUUGCUUAGAUUGAAGGACCAUCUUAAACAUCCUCAAGGCUAAGCUAGUAGGUCCUCAAUACAAAUGUAGUCAUUGUGUGUCAAUGAACAUGCUGUUGUUAAGGUUAGUAUAUUAUAGUCAAAGUAAGAUUCAGAUGCAUGUAUAGGAUCUGUAGUGAACAUGAUAAGAUUAUAGUCAAAGUAAAAAUACUAAUCCACACGUGUGCAUAGGAUCUGUUGUAAAGAUGAUUUGAUCGUAGUAAAACUAAAAUAUAAAUUCACAUGUAUGUAUAGGAUAUGUUAUAAAGAUGAUAAGAUUAUAUUCUCAAUGUA
Messenger RNA from Gadus chalcogrammus (walleye pollock), 1290 nucleotides. RefSeq lists its product as uncharacterized. The transcript has 2 exons. The record is from RefSeq and is a predicted model, not a curated record. Lineage: Eukaryota; Metazoa; Chordata; Actinopteri; Gadiformes; Gadidae. The coding region runs from base 143 to 907 and encodes 254 amino acids.